Messenger RNA from Pipra filicauda (Wire-tailed manakin), 1072 nucleotides. RefSeq names its product melatonin receptor type 1A. NCBI's taxonomy places the organism in Eukaryota, Metazoa, Chordata, Aves, Passeriformes, Pipridae. The record is from RefSeq and is a predicted model, not a curated record. Gene Ontology annotation, molecular function: melatonin receptor activity. The transcript has a single exon. Gene Ontology annotation, biological process: G protein-coupled receptor signaling pathway. Gene Ontology annotation, cellular component: membrane. The coding region runs from base 130 to 864 and encodes 244 amino acids.
GUGUUUGUUGUAAGCCUGGCAGUUGCAGACUUGAUUGUAGCUAUCUACCCAUAUCCACUGGUCCUCACAUCUGUGUUUCACAACGGAUGGAAACUGGGAUACCUACACUGCCAGAUUAGUGGCUUCUUGAUGGGCCUAAGUGUCAUUGGAUCAAUCUUCAAUAUUACAGGCAUCGCUAUCAAUCGGUACUGCUAUAUCUGCCACAGUCUCAAAUAUGACAAGCUAUACAGCAACAAGAAUUCAUUGUGCUAUGUUGUUCUUAUAUGGGUCCUAACAUUUGUUGCCAUUGUGCCCAACCUGUUUGUGGGAUCGCUACAGUAUGACCCCAGGAUUUACUCGUGUACAUUUGCACAAUCUGUGAGCUCAGCAUAUACAAUAGCAAUUGUGUUUUUCCAUUUCCUGCUUCCCAUAGCCGUAGUUACUUUCUGUUACUUGAGAAUAUGGAUCCUUGUUAUUCAGGUAAGGCGAAGGGUUAAACCAGAUAACAACCCUAGGCUGAAGCCACACGACUUCAGAAACUUUGUAACCAUGUUUGUAGUAUUUGUACUGUUUGCAGUCUGCUGGGCCCCUUUGAACUUUAUAGGCCUUGCUGUGGCUGUCAACCCAAAAACUGUAAUCCCUAGGAUUCCAGAGUGGUUGUUUGUAUCUAGUUAUUAUAUGGCAUAUUUCAACAGCUGCCUUAAUGCUAUAGUAUAUGGACUCCUGAACCAGAACUUCAGAAGAGAAUACAAGAGAAUUAUUGUCACUUUUUGUACAGCAAAUGUUUUUUUCCAGGAUAGUUCUAAUGAUGCAGGAGACAGAAUGAGAAGUAAACCUUCUCCGUUGAUUACAAACAACAAUCAAGUAAAGGUGGACUCUGUCUGAAAAUGGGAAUCUUACUGUCAUUCAACAGCAUCCAAAUAAAGUCUCUGUUUUAUUAGUUCUACUGUUAGAUAUUAUAGUGAAAUAUAUCGUCUACACUGAGAGCACUUUGAUCAAAUUCCUUUCAUAGUAUUUGGGAGCUUGAUAUAGAGCCAUGGUAUACAGGUCCUAUUAUACAAUGGUGUAUCUCUUGUAUAAUGACAUAAUGAUA